CCCUUCUCACCGAAGGAAGAGGAAUCGUCUUCUUCUUCUUCUUCUUCUUCCUUCCUCCUUCUCUCUUCACUCUUUCUUUUAUUUUUUUUUUGGUUUUCGCUGGGCCAUGAGCGAAACCAUGUCUAGCCCUUCCGAUUGGCUCCAAUUCUAUAACCAAAACGUUUCUACUCAAACGACGUCGUCUUCGGGAGCUCAGGUGGUGGACAAUCGAGUAUCCGAAGCCACCGUUGUCUCCACCACCGUCACUUCCACCACCGCCGUCAAUUCCAGCUCGAACACUGGCCACCUCAGCCCCGACGGCCGCGUCUCCAAGCCCGUUCGCCGGCGGUCCAGGGCUUCCCGGCGAACACCCACCACCCUACUCAACACAGACACUACGAAUUUCCGUGCCAUGGUUCAGCAGUUCACCGGCGGCCCUGGCGCACCGUUCGCGCACCCGUGUGGACCGAGCUUUGGUUUUGGGUUAGCCGCCGGCCGGCAAGCUCAGGUUCACAAUCCGACGGCAAUGAUGCUGCCGCCGGGACAUGGGUAUCAUCAUCCGCAGCAACAGCAGCAGCUGUACCAGCAGCAAGCGCCGCAGUACAUGUUUUCGUUAAGCAACAACAACAACAACAACAACGCAGCCGGCGACGCUUUUCUUCAAAGGCUUGGCGGCUCGAGAGCUGCCGGGCUGGGGGCCGGCUCCGAUGGGUUUGUGAUGGACGGCGUUUCAUCUUCCUCCGGCCAAGUUGGUCCUGCUAGACCUUCUGGCUCCGGCAAUGGGAAUAGGAGUAACAGUUUCAUAUUUUGAAAGAGACAAAGGAGAAUGUUAGGUACUGACUUGUCUUUAGGGAGAAAUUGUUGACCAAUGUAAAUAUAUAUAAUAUUAUAUUUAUAUAUAUAUAUAUCUAAAUAUAUAUCCUUGUCACUUGUUAGCAAUCAUGUCGACUAAACAUUUCAAUGUGGCUUGGUGAGGAUUUGCUUCCUUUGUUUUU
Corylus avellana is the source of this 974-nucleotide messenger RNA. RefSeq lists its product as uncharacterized. The record is from RefSeq and is a predicted model, not a curated record. NCBI's taxonomy places the organism in Eukaryota, Viridiplantae, Streptophyta, Magnoliopsida, Fagales, Betulaceae.